This is a messenger RNA of Pseudophryne corroboree (corroboree frog), 7352 nucleotides long. RefSeq names its product RB binding protein 6, ubiquitin ligase (gene RBBP6). The transcript is spliced from 17 exons. Lineage: Eukaryota; Metazoa; Chordata; Amphibia; Anura; Myobatrachidae. Gene Ontology annotation, biological process: protein ubiquitination; ubiquitin-dependent protein catabolic process. Gene Ontology annotation, molecular function: nucleic acid binding; zinc ion binding; ubiquitin protein ligase activity. The record is from RefSeq and is a predicted model, not a curated record. Gene Ontology annotation, cellular component: nucleus. Bases 655 to 6180 code for a protein of 1841 amino acids.
AACUCCUAUUCUGCCAGCUGGGCUGCCAACGGUUAAAGCUGCCGGGGACGCGCGCGCGAGCCUGCCUGGCUCGUCACGUGACGCGCUCCCCUGGUUUCCGCCCCUUCCUUCUCUCUUUCUCCCAACGAGAUCGCGCACGCUCGUACGUGCGUCGCCCUCGCCGAAACUGCCUGGAAACCCCGUGAACAGAGAGAGCGAGAUCGAACGAUAGAGCGACAGGAACCGUCCGUGUCGUCAGGCCGCCCGGUGCCGUGAGGAGGAGGAGACGGAGCACCGGUGCCGGCCGCGGGUUUCGGGAUUGGAUUUCGUACCACAGGGACGCAGCGUGGGCCGUGCAGCAGUGUACAGCGCCGGAGGCCCGGGCCCAUUGUGUCUGUCACGCCGCGGCCUAGGAGCGGAGCCGGAGCAGCGGGAGGACAGCAGCGUGGAAGCGGCGAGCAGGGACCUGUGUGAGGACUGAGUGCGGACUGAGCACGGACUCUGGGACAUUGGGACUGUGCGGAGGCCCCGGGGUGUGGGAGGGAGGACACCCCCAUGGCCCCUCUCCCGGCUCCCUGAGCCGCUGCUGUGUGUGUGCGGCCUGUGUGUGUGCUGUGUGCGGCCUGUGUGUGCUCCCAUCCCCCUCCUAGCACUGCUGCAGCUGCUGCUGGGAACAUGUCGUGUGUGCACUACAAGUUCUCCUCCAAGCUCAACUACGACACGGUGACCUUCGAUGGCCUGCACAUCUCCCUGGCCGACCUGAAGAAGCAGAUCAUGGGGCGGGAGAGGCUGAAGGCUGCGGACUGCGACCUGCAGAUCACCAACGCGCAGACCCAGGAAGAGUACACUGAUGAAACGGCCCUUAUUCCCAAGAACUCAUCUGUCAUUGUCCGGAGAAUUCCCAUUGGAGGAGUGAGAACUGCAACCAAAACAUAUGUCAUAAGUCGUGCCGAGCCAGUGAGUGGACCAUCAAAAGCAAUUGAUGACGCUUCUGCAUCUCUUUCUCUGGCCCAGCUUGCUAAGACCCCCAAUCUGGUUGAAGCCAAUGCAUCUGAAGAGGACAAAAUCAAAGCAAUGAUCUCUCAGUCUGGCCACGAAUAUGACCCUGUAAACUAUAUGAAGAAACCGCUAGGCCCCCCGCCUCCAUCUUAUACUUGUUAUCGCUGUUUAAAGCCCGGUCACUACAUUAAGAACUGUCCUACAAAUGGGGACAAAAGUUUUGAGUCUGUUCCCAGGAUAAAGAAGAGCACCGGAAUCCCUCGCAGCUUCAUGGUUGAAGUUGAGGAUCCCAAUAUGAAGGGAGCCAUGCUUACAAACACUGGAAAAUACGCCAUACCAACCAUUGAUGCUGUGGCAUAUGCUAUGGGAAAGAAGGAAAAGCCCCCUUUUCUUCCCGAGGACCCGUCCUCCUCUUCCGAAGAGGAAGAUCCUAUCCCAGACGAGCUGCUAUGCAUGAUUUGUAAAGACAUGAUGAAUGACGCAGUUGUUAUUCCCUGUUGUGGCAACAGCUACUGUGAUGAAUGUAUCCGCACAGCGUUACUAGAAUCUGAUGAGCACACGUGCCCCACUUGUCAUCAGAAUGACGUCUCGCCAGAUGCCUUAAUCGCCAACAAAUUCUUACGCCAGGCUGUCAAUAACUUUAAGAAUGAAACCGGUUAUACAAAGAGGAUCCGUAAACAGCAAUCUGCCCCUCAGCCACGGCAGCAGGCGGCCCCACCGUCUCGCAGUGCUCAGCAGCCAACACGGCCGUUGACCUCACGCCAGCAAGAUCCUCUUAUUGCCCCCACUACUACAACGACUAUUGCACCAGCUGCAACUCCUACCCCUCAAAGUACUGCUCCCAGCCACCCAGUUGCACCCAGCACAGUACAAGCCAAUCCUCCACCUCAGUCUGUGCCCCCUAUAGAGCCUACACCAGCACUACCAUUACCUGUCCACAGGGAAAGGGAGAAGCCAGAGCCUGUGUUUCAUCCGGAAAAGCGUGAAAGUUCCCGUUCUGCCUCUUCUGUUCCCGUCACCUCACAGAGCGGUUUACCGCUGCCCAACAACCUUCUCAUUGGGGACAAAGGCUACCACGUUCCAGUGCUUGGGCAGAUGCCGCCUGUUACUCACUGCCUUCCCCCUCCAACUCCGCUUAUGAGGGCCAAUAUUCCAAGACCCGCCGGGCCAAGACCUCAUAUGGGAUGGGAUGGUCACAGCCGUGGGCGCCACCCACACAAUGAUCGACCGCCGAGGAACCAAGGGCCUUCACUAGCAGCCACAGGCCCAGUGUAUGUUCCUCCUCCAGCGCCAAUGUUUCCUCCACCGCCACCCCAUGGUAUGCAAUUGCCGCCUGGUGUCCCGCCACCUCAGUUCCCUCCACAGUUCCCUCCUGGACAGCCACCAGCUGCAGGUUAUAAUGUUCCACCUCCAGGAUUCCCUUCAGCUCCUGCUACAGUGUCUGCUCCUUGGGUGUCUCCAGCAGUUCAAGCAGCGCACACCAAUGCACUACCAGCACAAUCACUGGCACCUCCUCUGUCCAAAGAGGAGUUUUACAGAGAACAGCGACGUUUGAAAGAUGAAGAGAAAAAGAAAUCUAAGCUCGAAGAAUUUGCCAACGAUUUUGCUAAGGAACUGUUAGAAUACAAGAAAAUUCAAAAAGAACGGAAGAGAUCAUAUUCUAGGUCCAAAUCUCCUUACUCUGGAUCCUCUUACUCCAAAAGUUCUUAUUCAUAUUCCAAAUCGAGAUCAGGUUCUUCGAGGUCGCGUUCCUACUCUCGUUCCUUCAGCAGAUCGCGAUCCCGGUCUUUUUCAAGAUCUCCUUCGUACCAGAAGAAAGUCCAUGGCAAAGGGCGUGCUUACCGUUCUAGGUCCCGCUCUCACGGAUAUCCUCGUUCCAGAUCUAGGUCUCCGUACAGGAGACUUCAGUCACGAUCUAGGUCCCCGGUGUACAGACCAGCCUCCCCUAACAAUAAGAGACUGCUUCAACAACAAGUUGAGGGGGAGCGGGAAUAUUGCAACCGCUACCGUGAAUUCCCACCAUAUGAAGUCAAAGCUAUGUAUGGUGGUCGACAGCCUGAUCUUAGAGAUACUUAUGAAAAGGAAACCUACAGAGAGUGGGAACGAAACUGCAGGGACUGGUGUGAGAAGUAUUAUAAAGGAUGUGCAAUUAAUACUAUGCCAAGACAAAGGUCACCUAUCAAUAGGGAAAAUUUCCCUGAGAACCGAUUUGGUCUUCCACAGCAGGCCCGCAGGGAACACUCCCCUUAUAAUCGUGGCCAUAGAGACAAUUAUCCUCCACCAUUGAUGCCUCGAAUGCGACCUGUGGCUGGUGGUUAUCAGGAGAAGCUGUUGCCACGUGAUACUCAUGUAAUGAAGGAUUCUAGAAAAUCAAAGGAAAAGGAAAUUUUCAUGUCAUCUAGUGACUCCAGAGCAAACAAACAUAAGAAACAUCGCAAGAGAAGAAAAGGGGAGGAAAGUGAAGGCUUGUCUAAAGCUGGCCCCGACACAUCUAGAAAACAUAGGGACUUGCAUGGUGAUGAUGCCAAAAGGCUUGAACCUCUAUUUGUACCUACAAGUAAAGAUGAUGCCACCCCAGUGAGAGACGAACCCAUGGAUGCAGAGUCCAUUGCUCUCAAACCUCUGUCCGAUAAGGACAGACGGGAAAAACCCAGAGUGAAAUCUGAGAAGACCAAACGCAGAACUGAUAGUAACCAACUGAAGAAGGAAAGUUCCUCCAAAGUAGUCAAGGUUGAAAAAGUAAGUGGUGAAGUAGAUAAACUGAAACAUGCAGGCCAUGAACCAACUCUAAAGAAGGCCAAUGACGAGGCUCAAAAGAAUGAGACUGUGAAACAUGCCACUUCACAAAAAGAGGACAAAUCCAUCAUGCUUCCACGCAAAGUCACUCUUAAGACAAUGAAGGACAAUCAGGAUAAUAAACAAUCAAAGGAUGAUAAGAACAAAAAAGAUCAACCAAAAGACACAAAGCAAGACAAACCGCCAAUUAAAGAUGAAAAGUCGAAGAAGGCCGAUGAAAAAUCCAGAACGGAGGAGUCCAAGCCUGAAAAACGCAAGCGAAAAGCUGAUGAUAAAAUCACAGACAAGGAACAGGAAAAGACUAAUGUUAAAAAUACAACAGCCGAGACCACUGAGACUCCAAAGCUGUCUUCUUCAAAAACGAAGACUGAGGCAGAGAUUGCAAAACCUGAAAGAGUCCCAGAAAGGGACAAAAUUACUACCACUGCACCAGCUGUGAAAAAAAUUAAACUGAAUCGCGAAAGUGGAAAGAAAAUUACAAACACUGAGGUUGCUGGAGGGUCAGAGGAAGCGCAGGUGAAAAGUGAUCCUACUGUAAUUACGAAGACCAAACCAGAGCGUGUUAAAGGGAAACUAAAAAAGAAAGUUCCUGCUCCCGAUGGUUCUGGCUCCACAUUGGUUGACUAUACUAGCACAAGCUCCACCGGUGGAAGCCCUGUCCGCAAAGCUGAGGAAAAGCAAGACAUCAAGAGAACAGUUAUUAAAACAAUCGAGGAGUACAACAAUGACAGCACAGCUCCUCCUGAAGAUGUCAUUAUAAUGAUUCAAGUUCCGCAGUCAAAGUGGGACAAGGAUGAUUUUGAGUCUGACGACGAUGCCAAUACCAAGAAAUCGCAGGGAGCACCUAAUACUGGGAAACCAGUGAGUGUUGUAACAAAACCAAUGUCUACUGUAAUUCUGCCAGAGAGAGAUGCAGCUUCUUCGGAAAAACCCAGACCGAUUAAGGAACAGGCAAUUGAGGGUACAACACAGCAUGCCAAAUCCACAAAGGAUACAUCUGUCUCUCUAGUCAAAAAUAAAAUAAAGGAUAAGGAUAGCCCAGCGACUGAAAAGGAAGCUUCAGAUAAAAGAAAAGGAAGUUCCCAGACUGACAGCAAUUCUGAACGCAGCCAGCAGCCUUCUAAAGAGAGGACAUCUGAAAAGGCAGAGCCAGGUCGUGGCACAUCCAGCAAAGAUUUCACUCCUACACGUGAGAAAAAGUCUGAUCAUGCAGACAAUAAGGAUCGAAAACUGGAACAUGAAAGCAGAGAGAGGAAGCAAGAGCAUGACAACAGGGACAGAAAGAUCGAACAUGAGAGCAGGGAAAAGGAGAAGAAGAUCGAGCAUGACAAAAAGCAAGAGUCCGAUAGAGACAAGAAGACUGAGAAUGACAGCAAGGACAGGGAAAGGAGGCAGGAGCAUGAGAGUAAAGAUCGAGAAAGGAAACAAGAGCAUGACCGAGACAAAGAUAAGAAGCCUAAACAUGACAGUAAGGUCGAAGAGAAGAAACCCGAGCAUGACAGCAAAGAUAAAAAGUCUGAGCAUGACACCCGGGAACACGGAAGUUCCAAGAGAAGAGAGGAGAGGAGAAAGGAGUCUCCCAUCAGGAACAAAGACUCCUCUUCUAGUUCACACAAAGUAAGACUCAGAGACACAUCUAGUGAAACCACUAAAAAGGUUAAAAGAGACUCUAAGAGCAGCAGCCAUAGUCCUGGGCAUGAGCGAAGACCAAAGGCUGAUAAAAAACCAUUGGAUGCUAAACGCCCAAGGAAAGACCAAGCAUCUUCUGACAAAAGCAGUGAAAGGGGAAGGGAGAAACUUGUCUCCAAAUCAAAAACUGGCGAAGACUUGAGUGACAAAAAAUCCCCACACUCCAAACGUUCCCCACCAGAUACAAAAACUGAUAAGGAAGCUGGUGAAAAGGAUACCACAAAGACUAAGGUGCCUCAAAGCCGCUCAACACGGCUCUCUACAGACCUAACCAGAGAGACUGAUGAAGCUUCCUUUGUGCCCGAUUACAACGAAAGUGACAGCGAGGCCUCCGUUAAACAGGAAGACGUUCUAGCACAGGACCCUCAGGAAACCAAAAACAAGGACACAGAACCCAUGGAUACUACAGAAGCAGGUAAUAGUAACUUACUCACUACUGCCCCAAGCAGUCCAACCGCCAGUCGUAGCCACAGCCCAGAAGAUUCUCUCAGCAGUAGCGCCAGCUCAGCAGGCAGCCAAGACCGCAAGAAAAGGAAGAAGGAAAAGAAGAAACAUAAGAAGCAUAAGAAACACAAGAAACAUAAGAAGCACACCGGUAACGAAUCAGAGACUGAAAAGAGCCAGAAACACAAACACAAAAAGAAAAAAUCCAAGAAGAGCAAAGACAAAGAGACUGAGAAAGAUGAGGCAAAGGCCAAACCUCCGACACCCAUGUAAGGUGGCUACAAACAGCAGGGAAGAACUUGCCCCACAUCACCUGUAUUCAUUUGUUAUUUUCCAUGUAAUGUAAACAAUCUUGCUGUGUAAAUAAUGGGAAACUGUGCCACACCUAAUAUAUUGAUUAUAUGACUUUUACAUCAGAGCUUUAUAAAGAACGUUUUUGUACAGAACUCUGUGUGUUGUGCACAUUGGAAAUUGGGUUUCUUUUUUUUAUUUAUUUCCUGGGCAUUUUGCAGUUAUCCAUCAAUUAGGUGGAAAAUAGUGUACUGUGAAAAAAAUCCCUCUACGUUUUAGCCUCCUUUAUGUUGAUAUUUGUUAAAUUGGGGCACUUGUUACCCUUCGUUCCAAAGACCGGAGCCCUUCACACCUUCAACAACUUGCACUGUCAAGUCUGUAUGGUAACUUAUCAUAUAAGCUCUUACCAGCAGAAGCCAUCUGCUCCACUCAAUACAAAACAAAAUCUUUUUUUCACCUUAUUCGUUUGUUACAAGUCUCUGAGUGCCGCCCAUAGGAAAGGAGAUAGAUAUAUAUAUAUAUAUAUAUAUAUAUAUAUAAUCCAGAUGUGUGGCAGAUGAGUAUUCAAUACUGUGCAGAUUAUAUCUGCCACAGAAAAUGGUGUAGAGAUUUGUUUAUAAUUUUUUCCCAGUAAUGUGAAAGUUAAAAGCAUUAUCUUGUUCUAUCAUGAUGCCCGGUUAAGUACAUUUUAUUUUGUGUUGACCACAGGCUUCCGUUGAGACAUUUACCAUUGAUUACGUUUUUUUUUUUAAUGAAUAUAAAGUAAUCAGGCUUGUGUCACCUGAUCUUUUUGUAUAUGAACAUAUGGGCUUUCCCUACAGCCGAUCCUGGUGGUAUGUCAUUGACCUGCACAGUCCUAUAUUUGUGGUGCAAAGCAUUAGAAAUGGCUUUAUGGGAUAAAAUAAUGUAUAUUGCACUGAAGCGAUCUUCCACCUGCAUAAUGAGGUAAUCCGUUCAAAGGUGAGAAAGGGAAAGUGCUGGGGACUCGGGAACUGAGACCCGAAUUCUAAAGGAUCUGUAAGAAUGUUGCGUCAUUUGUUAGUUACAAAGCAAACCUACUGUAAGCAGGCUUCAUGCACCUCUACUCCUAGCUGAAUGUUGCAGUAUUACAAUAUGCCACAUAUCCUGGGGAAUAAAAGAAGUUUGACUCUGGU